Messenger RNA from Strongyloides ratti, 384 nucleotides. Its product is annotated as Histone-fold domain-containing protein. The record is from RefSeq and is a predicted model, not a curated record. The transcript has 2 exons. Lineage: Eukaryota; Metazoa; Nematoda; Chromadorea; Rhabditida; Strongyloididae. Gene Ontology annotation, molecular function: protein heterodimerization activity. The coding region runs from base 1 to 384 and encodes 127 amino acids.
AUGAUGGAAGAUGAAAGUAACAAGACUCCUGAUGUAGAUAUAAUUGAGGAUGAAGAUUAUCUGCCAAUAGAUACACUACUACCAAAAGAAUGGGUAGGAAUGCUAAUGAAGCAAAUUACAGAUGAAGAGGUCUCCUCUUCUGCAUUAGAUUUCACUACAUUAAUAACAGAAAAAUUUAUUCUUUAUCUCUAUAAACAAGUAUCGCAUAAUAAAACUAGUAAGCAAUUAGAAAAUUUGAAAUAUGAAAAUGUCCAAAAAGUAAUACUAGAGGAGGAAUUUUUUGUAUAUUUCCAUGACUUCUUUCAAAAGCCUAUGUCAACAUCAGAAGUAAAGUCAAAGGCAACAAAAAUUUUAACCCACCAACAUCAUAUUGGUUCAUUUUAA